AUGACACGAUUAACUACAUUAGAUAUCCUUUCAGACAUUAUUGGUUGGUCUUAUUUCUUUGUUUGGUCUAUAAGCUUUUAUCCACAAGUAUUUCUAAAUUGGAAAAGAAAAAGUGUUCGUGGCCUUUCGAUAGAUUUCUUAUUUUAUAAUUUGCUUGGUUUCUUUUGUUAUUCAAUAUUUAACUUGGCGCUUUAUUUUAAUAAAGGAAUUAGAGACGAAUAUCAUUCAAGGCAUCCACUUAGUGAAAAUAAUCUUGUUCGUAUAAAUGAUGUUGUAUUUUCAAUUCAUGGUUUUUUUAUAUCCUUGUUUAUUUUAUUACAAACAUGCGUUUACAAAAAAAGCGAAAAUCAAAAAAUAUCUUCCUUUGCUGCAUCCUUUGUGUGGUUAACUCUCAUGGGCUCAGCUUUAGUUCUAUCUACUAUCCAUUAUGGUGGCGCUAAUUGGCUUGAUUUUAUCUAUUAUCUAAGCUUUAUUCAAUUUAUAGUUUGUUUUAUCAAAUAUUUGCCUCAGGUUUGGUUAAAUUAUAAAAGAAAAUCAACUCAAGGAUGGAGUAUUCAAUAUAUUAUUUGGGAUUUAUCAGGAGGAAUUUUGUCUAUAAUACAAUUACUUUUGGAUGCAUAUAUCGAAGGAGAUUGGUCUGGCAUUCAAGGUGUAAGUUAA
Cokeromyces recurvatus is the source of this 660-nucleotide messenger RNA. RefSeq names its product PQ loop repeat-domain-containing protein. The coding region runs from base 1 to 660 and encodes 219 amino acids. NCBI's taxonomy places the organism in Eukaryota, Fungi, Mucoromycota, Mucoromycetes, Mucorales, Mucoraceae. The transcript has 8 exons. Gene Ontology annotation, biological process: L-cystine transport. Gene Ontology annotation, molecular function: L-cystine transmembrane transporter activity. Gene Ontology annotation, cellular component: vacuolar membrane; fungal-type vacuole. The record is from RefSeq and is a predicted model, not a curated record.